Messenger RNA from Fonsecaea nubica, 912 nucleotides. RefSeq lists its product as hypothetical. NCBI's taxonomy places the organism in Eukaryota, Fungi, Ascomycota, Eurotiomycetes, Chaetothyriales, Herpotrichiellaceae. Bases 1 to 912 code for a protein of 303 amino acids. The transcript has a single exon. The record is from RefSeq and is a predicted model, not a curated record.
AUGUCGUCUCCAACCGUGCAACUCUCCUUUACCCUCCGCACGUCGCCCAACGUGCGCACCGUGCACUUGCUCGGCUCAUGGGACAACUACAAAUCCCAGCUGCCUCUGUCUCUGACCAAAGAUCCUGCCGCCAAACCAGGCUCCUGGAAAGGCAACUUCCGCUUCCAAGGGUCGAAUGCCCUCAAGUUGGGCUCCCGCUAUUGGUACUACUACAUCGUUGAUGGCUACCACGUCUCUCACGACCCAGCCAAGGAAUAUGUGACGGAGAAGACCACAGGCCGCAAGCUCAACAUCAUAGACGUUCCAGGAGGCGACAAGUCCAGCGCCAAACCAACCAGGCCUAGUGUCAACACGGAAGUGUCAACUUCGCGCCAUAGUAGGGAGGUUCCCCAAGGCCGUGCCCUGAGCCCUGGCAAGAUCCAACAUCCGAAGCCCAGCAAGCCCUACGCGUCCCGUCAGUUACGCGAGGCCGACUAUGAGGUAUCUCCCGUAGAUGACCUCGAAGAGCGUUUCGCAGGCUGGCGCAUUGCUGACUCGUCUCGCUCGCCCUCCGAAUUGUCAGACGACAGCUCUUCUUCGGGCACGGCUUUCUCGCGUUCUUCUCCCUCCAGCUUGUCAAGCGUCAGCGACCACAGCUGCCGCUGUGAGCGCUAUGGCGUCACACGCUCUGGCCAGCGGGUCAAACUCGACUGCGGUGGUAAGCGGUGUGGUGCAUGGAGCUCGAGCUCCUCCGAAUGCGGAUCGACCGAGAGUUCCGAAGAGUCAAGCGAGGAUGAGCGGGAACGCCGUGCCAGGAUGCGCAAAGAGGCAGAAAAGAGAGGAGCACCGGCAGCGACUGCGACGAAAGGAAAGCCCAGCAGUGGUGGGGACGACAGGAGGAGGACAGUCAUCGUGGAAAAGAGGCGGAAGUAG